CAAAACCUGAGGGAGGAGAGAGAAGAAAAUGGAGCGUGAGUGACAAUCAGACUAGAAUGAGAGUGAAUGGGAGCAAAUGCUGCAGCCCCGUCGCCCAGAGCACCGUCCCCCACGUGCUCACACCCCCAGCGAACCCUCCCGGGGAGACCUGUGAAGGCUCUUUUAAAUAAAAGAAGACGGAGGAAUACAUAUCCUCAAGUUGAAAGGGACUCAGCCCGGUUACCACUUCCGUCUGCUUUCUGAACUUUUCGUUUUGGUCUCCUGCGGGCAGGAGUGAGUCUUGCCAACCCCCUUGCCUUUGGCUGAGAGUCAUCUUGUCCUCCUCCGCUCUAGGCUUCCCUCCUCCCUCCCCUCCCCACCCGCUCCACCCCCCUAGUAGGGAGGCUUUCAGUGCCUACACCUCCCGAGCUGGGGACCUCAAUUACAAAGUUGGGAGGGAGUGCGUAAGUCCGGGAAGGUCCACGGCGACCGGCAGCGUGCCCUGCGGCUGUCCUCGGCUUGGACCACACCUGAGCAUCUCCCUGGGCGCGACCCCGGCUCUCCUCCCAGCCUCCGCGCUCAGGCACCCGUGCGCUGCUCCCGCGCGCUCGCAGCUCCACAGCGGCGAGAGGGGGAAGGAGGACAAGGGGUGGAGAAAGUCGGGGUGCGCGGGUGGUAGGCAUCUCCCUCCCCUCGGGAGCCCGGGAAAUCCCGGCCGCCACCAGGGGCCGUGCCACCACCCUCGCGGGACCGAGGCUUCCGGCGCGCCCCCAACUUUGUGGCACCCCCAGGCAGCAGCGGCUGGGAUGGAGCUACCUCCCCGCGGCCGGGCUCCGCCCGACUCACCGCUGGACAGCUGCUCCCUGACCUCGCUGGAAUCCAGCGUCUUCUGCAGCGAGGGCGAAGGGGAGCCCCUGGCGCUCGGGGACUGCUUCACGGUCAACGUGGGCGGCAGCCGCUUUGUGCUCUCGCAGCAGGCGCUGUCUUGCUUCCCGCACACGCGCCUUGGCAAGCUGGCCGUGGUGGUGGCCUCGUGCCGGCGCCGCGGGGCUCUAGCCGCCGUGCCCAGCCCCUUGGAGUUCUGCGACGACGCCAAUCCCGUGGACAACGAGUACUUCUUCGACCGCAGCUCUCAAGCGUUCCGCUACGUCCUGCACUACUACCGCACCGGCCGCCUGCAUGUCAUGGAGCAGCUGUGUGCGCUCUCCUUCCUGCAGGAGAUCCAGUACUGGGGCAUCGAUGAGCUCAGCAUCGACUCCUGCUGCAGGGACAGAUACUUCAGAAGAAAGGAGCUGAGUGAAACUUUAGACUUUAAGAAGGACACAGAAGACCAGGAAAGUCAACAUGAGAGUGAACAGGACUUCUCACAAGGACCUUGUCCCACUGUCCGCCAGAAGCUCUGGAACAUCCUGGAGAAACCUGGGUCUUCCACAGCUGCCCGAAUCUUUGGAGUCAUCUCCAUCAUCUUCGUGGUAGUGUCCAUCGUCAACAUGGCCCUGAUGUCAGCCGAGUUAAGUUGGCUGGACCUGCAGCUGCUGGAAAUCCUGGAGUACGUGUGCAUUAGCUGGUUCACCGGGGAGUUUGUCCUGCGCUUCCUAUGCGUGCGGGACAGGUGCCGCUUCCUGAGAAAGGUGCCAAACAUCAUAGACCUCCUUGCCAUCUUGCCCUUCUACAUCACUCUUCUGGUAGAGAGCCUGAGUGGGAGCCAGACCACACAGGAGCUGGAAAACGUGGGGCGCAUCGUCCAGGUUUUGAGGCUGCUCAGGGCUCUGCGCAUGCUAAAGCUGGGCAGGCAUUCCACAGGAUUACGCUCACUUGGGAUGACGAUCACUCAGUGUUAUGAAGAAGUUGGCCUACUGCUUCUGUUUCUGUCUGUGGGAAUUUCUAUAUUUUCUACUGUGGAGUACUUUGCAGAGCAAAGCAUUCCUGACACAACCUUCACAAGUGUCCCUUGUGCAUGGUGGUGGGCCACAACAUCCAUGACUACCGUGGGAUAUGGGGACAUUAGACCAGACACCACCACAGGCAAAAUCGUGGCCUUCAUGUGUAUAUUAUCGGGAAUCCUUGUCUUGGCCUUGCCUAUUGCUAUUAUUAACGACCGCUUCUCUGCUUGCUACUUCACCUUAAAGCUCAAGGAAGCAGCUGUUAGACAGCGUGAAGCUCUGAAGAAGCUUACCAAGAAUAUAGCCACUGACUCAUAUAUCAGCGUUAACUUGAGAGAUGUCUAUGCCCGGAGUAUCAUGGAGAUGCUUCGAUUAAAAGGCAGAGAAAGAGCAAGUACUAGGAGCAGUGGAGGAGAUGAUUUCUGGUUUUGAAUUCACUUUGAUUUUAUUUACAAAAGCUUGUGUAAAAGUAACUCAAUUGAUAAAGCCUUGAUAUGGAUGUCUGUAUACUGCUGAGGAGUCUCUUUUGAGUACUACCUGUGUUAAUUUUUGCUGAUACAUUGCUUGGUCUGCUAGAAUAGUUCACAUCCCCCAAAACAACUACACAUUGCUUUGACACACCUGAGCCUCAAAAAUUGCCAUUUAACACAACCCAAUACAACUAGACCAAUAUACACAUGUCUGAAUUGUCAAAUAUAAGAUAAUAUUGCAAUACCUCCAACAAAGUUAAAAGUUUUAUGUAUCACUAAUGUUAACAGAUUUUUGCAGCACUAAUUUUUAAAAAAAUGGAAGUUAAACUGCAUAGCCCAGUGAAAAGAUAAGUGAACAUUUAAGAACACAGUGAACAACUUUGCAAUUUAAAGAUAUUUUCCAAGUAAAUAAAUCAGUCUUUUCUCCAUCAGUUAGAGCUGAUGAAUAUAACAAUUGGCUUUUCAAGAGAAAAUCCUGAUUUGAUGGUCAUAGAUGGUGUCCCUUUCUUCCCUCUGGUGCAUACUGCUGGCUACAGAUGGACUGAGCUCUGUAUUCCCUCAUUACUCUUGGAGGUGGGAUCCUGAAAGUGCUUAGACUGCGAUAGAAGAGUAAUGCACAAAGACUUCGAGAAUUAUCCAUCUUCAUCCUCCCCACUGAGGGCAAUAUGUGGAGUACAAAGCUGAUACCUCUGAGUACUCCAUGGAAAUUAGAUGGUCUUAAAAAAUCUCAUUAUUGAUAUAGUGUUCAAGUUAUGUCUUUAAAAUCAUGAAUAUGUAAAUGGGAGGUAGUGAACAUCCAAAAUUUAUGCACUGAAAUUAUUAAAUAGUCUUAUUUCAUAAAAUGAUAUGUUGAAUGAUAUCACUGGAUGAACUUGAAGAUCUUUUAUUUGUCAACAAAAAAUAUUAUGGAUAGCUCUCUGAUUGUUGGGGUAAAUAGCAAAUGUUCAAAGUUUGCACGCAUUUGGACAGCAUUUUGACAGUAGUUCAUGAUAAUAAAAUUCCUAGACAUUCUGUUACAUAA
This is a messenger RNA of Equus caballus (horse), 3353 nucleotides long. RefSeq names its product potassium voltage-gated channel modifier subfamily V member 1 (gene KCNV1). The record is from RefSeq and is a predicted model, not a curated record. Gene Ontology annotation, biological process: potassium ion transmembrane transport; protein homooligomerization. Gene Ontology annotation, molecular function: voltage-gated potassium channel activity; protein binding. Gene Ontology annotation, cellular component: membrane; voltage-gated potassium channel complex. NCBI's taxonomy places the organism in Eukaryota, Metazoa, Chordata, Mammalia, Perissodactyla, Equidae.